AGCUAGAUACUUUCUUCAACAAACAGAUUGGUUAUAAAAGGACCAAUCAAUUGCAUGUAAUAUUGUAGCUGUGAGAGAUAGCAAAAUGAGCUUUAUAAAUAAAUUGCUGAAUAUCAUAAUACUCCUUUGUGUAUAUCUCAGCAGGGAUUUUAUUGUGGGAGCUCAAGAAAGAGAGAGUGGAAAAGUUGAUUAUCAUACAAUCCAGCUCAGCUCUCUUUCUCCUUCAUCGUCUUGUGUUCAUUCUUCAAAAGAAUAUGUUACUAAGUCGUCGCUACGCGUGGUGCACAAGCACGGCGCGUGCUCGCCUUUUGGGAGCGGCAAAGCUGUUAAACUCGACCACGCAGACAUCCUCAGACGCGACCAAGCACGAGUGAACUCUAUCCACUCAAAGCAGUCAAAUAAUUUGGGAGACCGACUUACGCAAACCGGUUCCAAAGAUUUACCGGUUAAGGACGAGAUCAAGAGCAAGGAAGAUCUCGGUUCAGGGAGCUACAUCGUGACAAUCGGAAUCGGAACACCUGAACACAGCCAGCCACUGAUCGUAGACACUGGCAGCGAUUUGACGUGGACAAAGUGCAGGCAAUGCGGUAGAUAUACAAGUAUAAAGUGCCACUCCAAAGACAAACUCAUCUUUAACCCUUCCUUUUCUACUUCCUUCGACACAGUAUCGUCUACGUCUCCAGUGUGUAGUGAUCUCAGAUCCGCAGAUAUACAUAGAGAUUGUAGGGCGCCUCGUUGCUGCUACGGAAUCAAGUACACCGAUACUUCGUCCUCUUACGGAUUUCUCGCCAAGGAGAAGUUUACCGUAACAAGCGCCGAUGUCUUCGACGGCAUUCACUUCGGUUGCAGUGAAAACGAGGCUAAAAUUAACGGCAAGACUGCUGGAGUUCUCGGCCUUAGCCGCCACGUACUCUCGUUUCCGUCGCAGACGGCUAAAACAUACAAUAAUAUAUUCUCUUACUGUCUCCCUUCUUCCGGCAGAACCGGCCUUCUCACCUUCGGAUCCACCGGAAUCUCUAAAUCAGUCAGGUUCACGCCGAUGAUUACCUUACCAGACACGCCAUACUUAUAUGGUCUUGAUAUCGUAGGCAUCACGGUCGGAGGUAAGAAACUGGAGAUUCCAUCAACCGUUCUCUCAAAACCCCGUGCUAUAAUCGACUCGGGCACCGUGAUCACUCGCCUCCCUCCCAAGGCUUAUGCGGCACUGCGAAGCGCGUUUAAGGAAAAUAUGAGGAACUACACGACUACGUCAGGGGUAGAACUUUUGGACACUUGUUACGAUCCCAAAGGUUUCGACACGAUGGCUGUCCCGAAAGUUUCCUUCUCCUUCCGCGGCGGCACCACGGUUGAGCUUGGCUUAAAUGGGAUUUUGUAUCCGUAUGAUGCAUCGCACGUUUGCUUGGCGUUUGCAGGCAAUGACAACGAUGGUGUAUUCGCCAUCUUUGGAAGUGUUCAGCAAAUGACGCUACAAGUUGUGUAUGAUAAGGCGGGAGGACGGAUCGGGUUUGCUCAGAAUGGUUGUAGUUAAAAUGAGAAAACGAAAUUAAAAUGGUUACACUUAAUUUAAGGAUUUAGCACACAAAUUAUAUUUUUAUUAUUACUAGAAAACAGUGCGUAAAUGCUCGGGAAUAGUAAACUUUUACUUUUUACUUUUUUA
Raphanus sativus (radish) is the source of this 1657-nucleotide messenger RNA. Its product is annotated as aspartyl protease family protein At5g10770. Gene Ontology annotation, biological process: proteolysis. The record is from RefSeq and is a predicted model, not a curated record. Gene Ontology annotation, molecular function: aspartic-type endopeptidase activity. Bases 86 to 1528 code for a protein of 480 amino acids. Lineage: Eukaryota; Viridiplantae; Streptophyta; Magnoliopsida; Brassicales; Brassicaceae. The transcript is spliced from 3 exons.